UUUUUCAAACAUUUACAAAGAGCUCGCUCGCCACGCCCUCCUCUCCAACACCUUAUCCCACUUUUUCUUUUCUACCAGCACAGCACAGCACAGCACAACACAACACAACACAACAGCUAUACUUUGCUCUCACACUUCCCACGUAGUCUCUCUACUUUAGCUACUCCAUCUUCAAAUUCAGCUCCAACUCCAACUUCAACUCCAACUACCCAACGUUUUAUUUUAUACUUCCACUUCAACUUCAACCUCAACUUCAUCUUCAGCUACCCAACGUCUUAUUUAUACCUCCACUUCCACUCCUACGCCCAUUUGGCUUUAUUUAAAAUUAUUUCAUUUAUAUUAUUCUGUUUAUAUUUUUUAUUCGACAUGCUCGCCAAAAGACCGCACGAGGACAGCUCCCCUGGCUCGUCUCACAAGAAGCAGCGUCUUGAAUGCGCAAUCUAUCCAGCCGACGACAACGACAUCAGCAGCAUCGUUGGCCGCAAAAGGCCUAUUGAGGAUACCGAUAACGAUCCCCCUUAUAAGAAGGGAAAGUCACACGAAACACCGAUGGACGAAGAAGCUUCUGACCAGCCCACCAACAACAAUGCCAUUCCUCAGCCUGCUGGCGAGCCUAUUGAGGCUGUGACAACGAUGAUGCUAAGAUGGACUCUGUCAAUCAUCUACCCAACUUUGUGACACGCAAAGGCCUAGCACC
Molecule: messenger RNA, 697 nt
Organism: Kickxella alabastrina
Lineage: Eukaryota; Fungi; Kickxellomycota; Kickxellomycetes; Kickxellales; Kickxellaceae
Exons: 1
Source: RefSeq, a predicted model, not a curated record